Messenger RNA from Penicillium verhagenii, 1800 nucleotides. Its product is annotated as transcription factor domain-containing protein. The record is from RefSeq and is a predicted model, not a curated record. The coding region runs from base 1 to 1800 and encodes 599 amino acids. The transcript is spliced from 2 exons. Gene Ontology annotation, biological process: positive regulation of transcription by RNA polymerase II. NCBI's taxonomy places the organism in Eukaryota, Fungi, Ascomycota, Eurotiomycetes, Eurotiales, Aspergillaceae. Gene Ontology annotation, cellular component: nucleus. Gene Ontology annotation, molecular function: transcription cis-regulatory region binding; DNA-binding transcription factor activity.
AUGAGUGUUCGAAUUUCAAUAUCGACAAAGUCUCAAAACCUGGCGAUCAACUCGCAUCACUACCGGUCGCUGCUGAAGACUACCAGAUCGCCAGUCAUGAUCCCCCUGCCGGACCUCUCGGUCGCGGAAGACUUUCUUGGCAAUUUGGACAACUUUUUACAAUGGGAUGACAUAUUUAAUCUUGAACCACCCAAAGCGGGCUACGUCGGGACACCGCAGUUUACGGCAUUUGAAGAUGGCUUUGCCGUUCCCUGGGCUAUCCCUAGCAAACUCAUUGGGUCGCCGAACGGACUGCCCACCACAUCACCAAGGCACGACUUACCCGCCCUAGAAUGUACAAUGGGAAAUUCGAACGCGCUACUGGAGGCAAAUGUUCUACUGAGACAUUUUGAUGAGCAUGUUGUGCCUCAAAUAACUUGGGUGCCCAUGACACAAAAGUCACCAUUACGAAUUCUGAAUAUCCCAGCUGCGAUGAUAACACUCGAUCAACUUAUUUACAUGAAGCAAAUACCAAUAAAGCACGCUAACCUAUCAAAUCUUUAUGCUAUUCUUGCGUGUGCAUCAUAUCACUUGUCCAUUCAUCCAGACUUUGUACCUGAUAAGUCAAGUCAGUACUGGGAUAAAAUCACCAUAUCUUCUCACAGCGAAGCCAAGUCACAUUUGGAUUUAUCUCUCAAGUUAGAGUUGAAGGGUCGGACAAAAGCGAAAUAUAAAGAUCAGUUGAUGGCGAUGCUGAGCCUCACAACUUAUGCUGUUCUAACACAGAAUCAGACUGAGGCUCGAUACCAUCUAAUUAAUAUCGAAUUUCUUAUUCGGUCAAGAGGCCUGGUGAAAAAGCGUCUCUCCCGAAGAGCUCGACUUUUACACCAUCAGUACACCUGGAUCAGAAUUUUGAGUGAAAGCACGCUGGUGAUUCACAAUAAGAUUCCUCAUUCAACUCCAUGUGAAGCUUUCUGGUCACAUCACUUGAAUUCAGAAGAGACGAAUAUACUUGCUCUCAGACAUGGGUCUCUGCCACAACGAGAUGGAAAUUAUGAGCUCGACGACUUUUUACGCAUUGAACCAAAUGAAUCGGAUAGCGACUUGAAAGUGGGAGAUCAGAAAGAUGUUGAAUGCAACCUUGGAGAUAUUCAUCUAGUGGACUCACGAAACUACCCAGACGAGCAACAUUCCACCAUAAACGGAAUUUCAGAAACUUGGCUCGGACUUCUUUCCCAAACAACACGUCUAGCAAACGUCUUGGAUCAAAUAAACAACAAAAGUUGCACCAUGAGUGCUGAAAGGCAAUUAGCUCUUCAUCGGCGCUCCAAUUAUCUCGAGGGAAUGAUUUGCUCCUUUACAUCCAGACGAAUGCUCCCUGGCGAUGGGAAGCCAAAAUUUCACAUGACUCGAGCCCUGAACGCUGCUUUAGUCAUUUAUUUCUACCGACGAGUACGACAAGUAAACCCGUGCAUUCUGCAGGGAUAUGUCUCUCAGAUUAUUCAAGAACUUCAUAGGUGGGAUGCAGCUCUUGCCCAGAAUGGUCUCAAUGGACCGGGAACUGCAUGGCCCGCAUUUAUGGGGGGAUGUGAAGCUACCGAAACUAACGACCGAGGAAGUAUCCUGCAGUGGCUAGAUAGAGCAAGUGUUCAAAGUGGACAAGCCUCUUACUCUUCUGCCAAGAAGGUCAUGGAGGAAAUUUGGAAGCGCAGAGACAGCAGAACUAGCGACGCUGAUAUGCCUCCAAAGCCUGGCGAGUCGAUGUCUUUCAGUUGGAUGGAAUACUCAAAGGAAAAAUUACAGUGGCUUAUCCUGGCAUGA